AUGAUCACCGACGAAAUUCGCUUCAGUAUUAUCGAUGCUGUCUAUCUACGACCUGGCAUCUGGGACUGUCAGAGAGAGAAAACUGUUGGUCCUUCAAGGAAAGAACUUUUUGUAGAGGUCACAAACUUGAUAAAUCAACAGAAUCAGCUCGAUCCAGAGCUCACGCGUGAGUGGUUUCUUCUAUUUACUUUAUUAACCCUUGUAAACCCGUUAGGGGUAUACCAUUCUCUGUCAUACAAUAACGACACCUCCAUGCCGGUGACUCCGAAAUGGAAAUUCUACAGUUCGCUAAUGUUUUUGGAUGAUUUGUUCAGUGUUCAUAGGAAUGUCACAAAACGAAGAAUUGAUGAAGUGUCAGGAUCCUCUCAGAAUGCAAUCGUUCAUGCGAAACGCAUACCACCGCCGCCAUCAGAAGAUGCCGAAGAUGAGGACGAAUAUAUGGCGUUCUGUCGUUCACUUUUACAUCCCUUGCGGGAAAUCGCCUACAAGGACCGUAUACAGUAUCUGAAAGUCCAGAAAGCAAUUCGUGAUCUUUUGCAUGACGCACAACAUGGAUAUGCUUCUUGA
Cooperia oncophora is the source of this 567-nucleotide messenger RNA. The record is from the annotation of a GenBank genome assembly. Lineage: Eukaryota; Metazoa; Nematoda; Chromadorea; Rhabditida; Trichostrongylidae.